AUGUCAGGGUCUCCCAGGCCCAGGAAGCACGAAGAUGAUCUUCUGUCUGGCUCUAUUGCAUGCGGGCUUCGUUCCAGCGCUGCUCGUGUUCUUCGUAUGGAGGUAAUUCCUGGCCCUGGCGACCGCUUGGUUAGACAUCCAAACUUACCUCCAAGUAGUCUUCCAGGAGCCAUCGCAAUGUACGCUUUGUCACUUGGUGUGCAGAGGAUUAGUGAAACCCUUCCCUUGCCUGUCUAUGCACUUCUGUCAGGUCUCAAUGCUGCAACGGUUGGCAUAAUUGCGCUCGCGGCUGUGCAGCUUGCGGAAAAGGCGAUUCGCGAUAAGCUUACACGCAUUCAGGUGAUCUUCGGGGCGUGUGCCGGUGUAUGCUAUAAUACGCUCUGGUAUUUCCCUUUGCUAAUGGUCAUCGGCGGACUUGCAUCGGUCGUGUGGGACGGUUGGAUGAACCAGCGGCUGCGAAACCUAGCCGUCAAGUGGAGGAGUCGUGGUGCUCGUCGCGACGAAGCCGAUCAAGGAGAGAGUGCUCAGAGUACACCCUUGGAAGCGACUGAGCAACGUCAAGGACGUGACGAGAAUCGGCUACGGUCGCGGAGGACGGGUCUCCCGACGGAGCAACUAAGUAGCAACACUCCUCCCUAUGCCGAAGAAGCUCCUUCCCAAGACUACAUUAUUCGCGUCCGGGUCGGAGUUAUUCUCUUCGUUCUGUUCUUCGGUAAGACGCCUCUUGAACGAGGACUACUCCAUGCCCCUCCCUUAGCUUUCGACCUUUUCGCCAAAAUGUACCUUGCUGGAACCGUCAUUUUUGGUGGCGGUCCCGUGGUAAUUCCCCUUCUACGCUCAUACGUCGUCGACCCUGGAUGGGUUUCGAGCCGUGAUUUCCUCAUUGGCCUGGCCAUCAUCCAGGCUCUCCCAGGGCCAAACUUCAACUUUGCCGUUUUCCUCGGAGCUCUAACACUGCAGAAAUCUCCAUUACCAACAGUUUUCGGCGCAUUUCUCGGCGGACUAGGGAUAUUCGUUCCGGGAAUUACAUUAGCGGUAGCCAUUCAGAGUUUCUGGCGCGUACUGAGACGGAGAAAGUGGGUGAUUGAUUUCCUCAGGGGCGUCAAUGCCACGGCUGUCGGGCUGGUCUUUACUGCCGUAUAUCGACUCUGGGAAAUCGGUUAUCUUACUCCACGGGAAAGUGCUGGGCAGAGUCUGGCAAAGGAGCCGUGGUGGGUUGUGGUUGCCGCUCUUACGUAUGCUCAGAGUGCCUGGUUCCAUGUUCCGCCUGCUCUUGCCAUUGUUAUUGGGGCGGUAUUGGGGCUUUGUUGUUUGGUAGGGGAUGGAACCUGUAUGUAA
This is a messenger RNA of Aspergillus tanneri, 1338 nucleotides long. RefSeq names its product chromate transporter. Gene Ontology annotation, biological process: chromate transport. Lineage: Eukaryota; Fungi; Ascomycota; Eurotiomycetes; Eurotiales; Aspergillaceae. The record is from RefSeq and is a predicted model, not a curated record. Bases 1 to 1338 code for a protein of 445 amino acids. Gene Ontology annotation, molecular function: chromate transmembrane transporter activity. The transcript is spliced from 3 exons.